AUAAAAUGGAUGAAGAGUUGGAGAGAGCUAAGCGCUGGGAGGGCGGCUAUGAGAGGACCUGGGAGGUGCUGAAGGAGGAUGAGUCGGGCUCACUUAAAGCCACAGUGGAAGAGAUCCUGUACCAGUCCAAAAGGAAACGGGUGACAGAAAGCCAUGGACAGGUCCGGCUGGGGAUGAUGCGUCACCUGUACGUUGUGAUCGACUGUUCUCGCAGCAUGGAGGACCAGGACUUGAAACCUAACCGCCUCACCUCUACGCUGAAGCUGAUGGAGACUUUUGUUGAUGAAUAUUUUGACCAGAAUCCCAUCAGUCAGGGAAUCCUAAGAAGCACAUAUCUGCUCUGAAGAAAGCCGUGGACACCUCGUGUGUGGGAGAACCAUCUCUGUACAACUCACUGAGCCUGGCCUUACAGACACUCAGGCACAUGCCAGGACACACGAGCAGAGAGGUCCUGAUCAUCCUCAGCAGCCUUACCACAUGUGACCCAGCCAACAUCUAUGAACUCAUUAAGACCCUGAAGUCUCUGAAGGUGCGAGUGUCAGUGAUUGGUUUGUCAGCAGAGGUCCGAGUGUGUACAGUGCUGACCAGAGAGACGGGCGGCUCAUACCAUGUUAUUCUGGACGAGAGUCACUUCAAAGAACUGCUGAUGCUACAUGUCAAACCUCCUCCUGCCCGCUCCUCAUCAGAAUGCUCGUUAAUACGCAUGGAGCCUCGGAGCCAGGCCAGGCAGGGCAUCAUCUCCCUGGCUCCGAGUUCCACUGGUCAUCGUGGAAGAUCCUCCGUGGUGCCGACUCGGGGCUCGGGCUCCGAAUCCUAG
Molecule: messenger RNA, 817 nt
Organism: Nematolebias whitei (Rio pearlfish)
Lineage: Eukaryota; Metazoa; Chordata; Actinopteri; Cyprinodontiformes; Rivulidae
Product: general transcription factor IIH subunit 2
Biological process (GO): regulation of transcription by RNA polymerase II; nucleotide-excision repair
Cellular component (GO): transcription factor TFIIH holo complex
Source: RefSeq, a predicted model, not a curated record